Molecule: messenger RNA, 915 nt
Organism: Morchella importuna
Lineage: Eukaryota; Fungi; Ascomycota; Pezizomycetes; Pezizales; Morchellaceae
Exons: 2
Coding region: 1-915 (304 amino acids)
Molecular function (GO): protein binding
Source: RefSeq, a predicted model, not a curated record
AUGGCAGCUAAACUCGGACACUGCCUUGCAUUCCAAAUGUUAUUAGAUAAUGGUCACAAUAUUUCAAUUUGUGACGGUGACGGCAACACGGUAUUGCACUAUGUCGCAAUGGCACAAAGUAAGGAAAUGGCCAAAUUUUUAUUAAAUAAAAAGGAGGUUUCUAUCACGGCCCGGGAUGAUAAUGGGCGUUCACCAUUGAUGGUUGCGGUACUUCGAGGAAAUGAUGAAAUUGCACGUAUCUUGAUUGAUCAUGGAGCAGACAUCUUUGACCAAGACUUCUAUGGAACAACAGUAACCGGUCUCGCUGCUAGCAACGGACAUUGCGCGUUAAUGCAACUACUGAUUGAACGUGGCGUCGACCCGACUGAGGGAUCUGAUUCAUGCUGGUCCCCGUUCGAAUCGGCAAUUUUGACUGGCCAUGAAAAGGUUGUCGAGUUACUGAUUCAACGUAUCAACUUCGCCGAUCUUCCACUUCGGCCCGAUUCCCUCUUGAUUGAUGCCAUAGAAUUUGGUUACCGCGGGAUUGCAAGAAUAUUAAUCGAAAAAGGUUAUGACCUGUCGUCCCAAAACAGGGAGGGUAGCACAGCACUUCAUUGGGCUGUAUUUAGUGGUUGGGAAGACAUUGUGAGGUUGAUGUUGGAGAGAGGUGCUGACAUAUCAGUAAGGAGUACCAGUACACGUCUUUUAUUCAGUAAUAUCACAAAAAGAGACAAUCAUAUCAUGUUCGGGAAAACAGCACUAGAAAUAGCAAUUUCCGAGGGGCAUGAGCCAAUAGCGGCAAUAUUGGAAGCAAAGAUGAAGGAUUUGACGGGGGAUGGACCCAUACAGCAAGAAGAAGACAUUGUUCCUAUACUCGAUUCUCAAUACAUAGAUGAAUACAUACUAUCAAUAAAAUAUAUGCUCAAAGCUAUAUAG